Molecule: messenger RNA, 838 nt
Organism: Staurois parvus
Lineage: Eukaryota; Metazoa; Chordata; Amphibia; Anura; Ranidae
Source: the annotation of a GenBank genome assembly
AUGGCCAGCUUCGCCUUGACCAUCGUCAGACAUGGGGAGACACGCUACAACAAAGAAAAGCUACUACAGGGGCAGGGUGUAGAUGAGCCUCUCUCUGAUAUUGGCUUCAAGCAGGCCGAUGCUGCUGGCAGAUUCCUCAGCAGUGUGAAAUUUACUCAUGUCUUCUCCAGUGACUUGAUUCGAGCAAAGCAGACCGCUUGUACCAUCAUGAAGAAUAACCUUCACAGCGAGCAUGGGCAUUGAAAUUAACUAUGACCCCAGACUACGGGAGAGGAAAUAUGGUAUAGCGGAGGGAAGACCUCUAGGUGAGCUGAAAACUAUGGCAAAGAAGUCGGGGGAGCAGUGUCCUUCAUACACCCCUCCAGGGGGAGAGACCUUGGACCAGGUUAGAGCACGUGCCAUCAAAGAAUUCUUUGAGUUUCUCUGCCAGCUGGUAUUGGAUGAAGCAAGCGCCACAGACCAGUCGGGACUCGGUGCUUCAGGCAGAGAAAGGAUGGUAAAUUUUGAUCUUUCCCCCUUCGCUAACCAAGAUAGUGAGAGUACACCUGAUUCCCCUGAUAGCGGUGAUGUCACAGUGGACGCUAACAUCCUAUUGGUGAGCCAUGGGGCGUACAUGAGAAACUGGAUAAAGUACUUUGUUGAGGAUCUUCAUUUUACAUUUCCUCCUGACCUAAAGAAAUCACGAGAACUCUCUGUCAGUCCCAAUACAGGAAUCAGCCACUUUAUUAUCAGCCUGAAGCCGGGAGAGCUCAGUAUACCUGACAUCCGUUGCAUUUGUAUCAAUCGUCAUGAUCACCUUGUGGAUAUUAUUGCAGAUACCAGCCACUACGUUGUAUGA